CGCCCCGCUUCCCGGAGCCGCCGGGGACCUCGGAGCGCGCCCCGCCCCGCCGCCGGCAUGGUGCUGCUGGCCGGGCCCGGGCCGGAGGGCGGCGGCGCGCUCCGCGUGGCCCCGCAGCCGCCGAGCCCGCCGCGGGGCCCCAAAGCCCGCGAGGACCCCGCCGCCGCCGCCGAGGAGGAGGAGGAGGAGUACGAGGACUUCUCGCGCCUGCCCGACACCCGCAGCCUCGCCUCGGAUGACUCCUUCUACCCGGCCCCGGGCCCGGAGGAGGAGCGCGGCGCCGGCCCGGAGGCAGUCCCCGAGGGCGGCCCGGAGGCGGCCACCCUCCUGCGCGCCGCUCGCGCCAACGACGUGGGGCUGCUGCGGGCGCUGGUGCGGCGCGGGCCGCGCGCGGAGGAGGCGCAGGAGACCGACCCCAACGGCCGGACCAGCCUCAUUGUCGCCUGCUACCACGGCUUUGUGGACGCUGUGGUGGUCUUGGCAGCGUGCCCCCAUGUUGACGUCAACUGGCAGGACAGCGAGGGGAACACGGCCCUAAUCACAGCUGCGCAGGCAGGCCAUGCCACCAUCACCAACUACUUGUUGAACUACUUCCCCGGGCUUGACCUUGAAAGGAGGAACGUGUUUGGGUUCACGGCCCUGAUGAAAGCUGCCAUGCAGGGCCGAACGGAGUGCAUCCGAGCCCUGAUGCUAGCAGGGGCGGACGUCCACGCCAGGGACCCCCACCGCGGGAUGUCGCCCCAGGAGUGGGCCACCUACACGGGGCGGACGGAGGCCGUGCGCCUCAUGGGGAGGCUGCUGGAGCGCCCCUGCGCGGAGCAGUUUGGGGAGAAGUACAAGGCGGAGCUGCCGCGGCCCCUCGAGGGGGCCCUGAAGCCCGGGAGCAACAAAAGCUGCCUGCAGAGGCUCACGGAGUUCGUGCGCUCCACGCUGACCCCCCGCUCGCGCCCGGGCCUGGCGGACGGGGGCGCCCUGGACCACAUGGUCAGGAUGACCACGAGCCUCUACAGCCCCGCGGUGGCCAUCGCCUGCCGGACCGUAUGCCCCGAGGACCCGCCCUGCGUGGGGAAAAGGCGGCUGGCGGUCCAGGAGAUCCUGCAGGCUCCGGGGGCCCCAGACACCCGCGCCCAGGAGAGGGACAAGGCGGAGGAGCCCGAGCAGCCAUCCCGGACCCCCCAGGCUGUGGGGGCCUCCAGGGAGGGCGCCCCGAGAGCCAGCCUGGCGGCCCCGCGGAGGACCAGCCUCCUGGCGCUGCGGAGGCGGAGCAGCGUGCGGCCCGGCGUCCCCAUCCCCCGGGUGCGCAUCACCAAGGCGCCCGCGCCCACCUUCCAGCCCGAGCGGGCGCCCGCCAAGGCCGGCGCCAAGGACAGCUCGCACCUGCAGCUGCCCAAGUGGCGGUACAAGGAGGCCAAGGAGGAGAAGCGGAGGGCGGAGGAGGCGGAGAGGCAGCGCGCGGCGGCCGCGCACAAGGGCCGGCGGGCGGCGCCCUGGAGGAGGCGGACGUGAGGCUGCGGGGAGGGUGCGGGCUGCGCGCGAGGAAGGAUGCGCUCCGGGCCCCGCUUUCUCCUGCGGGACAGGAGCCUCUAGGAGCCCCCAGAGAGCAAUCCAUGUCUGUUCAGGCUGCACCCAAGGGUGAGUGGGUCACAGCACAAAUGGCUUUGCCUAAAACCAGUUCUCCUGGCCAUCAAAUACACCUGGCGGGCAGUUUGCCUAAAAGCCUACCUGCCUUUAGAAGAACCUCAAGAAAAUUUGAAGGCCAAGUUAUCCAAGGGCAUUUUCUGUAUAAUUUUGUAUUUUAAUCACGAUAAAAUUUGCAGCAUUUUACUAGUGGUAGGGUUGUUUGUAUUUAAGACAGUUUUAAUGCAUUUAUCGAAAGAUCCUUUGCUUAAAAUGUUGCUCCUAGCAAUAAUUAUGUGUGAUAUCUCUAUGAUUUCAUACGGAAUUUAGGAAAAUUCUCCCUCCUUUUUUUGCUGAUUUUGAUCUUACUUUCCAUUCUCAUUGUGGGUACCCAUAGCCCUGUGUAUUCUUAUUGAUUUUAAUAAGUGAUGCCAAAUAUUUGUUUCUAUUUGAUGGAGACAUUUUUUUUUUUUACAGCAAAAUGAUCAAGUGAGACAGGAAUCAGAUUUCCUUAUAUCUUAUUUGUUAAAGCUAUUUUAUUCACACGGGAGUAACAAUGAAGAGAAACCUAUUGUCAAAGUAUGAGACAGUGCAUAGAGAAGCAUGUAUUUAUUGCGGGAACUAAACUCACUUUAAGCAAGGGAUUUUAGGUAAGCUGCUACAAAAUCUUUACCAUAUUCCAAAACAGAUAUAAGAAGCAAAACUCUUUUUAAUAAAAUGGGGGCAAAGCUAAUACAUUACUAUUAUUAUUAUUAGAAAAACAAAAAGUGAUAUGUGCUCUUUGAUAAAUAGAGUUCAGGUGUUCUUAAAAUAUUAGAAAGAUGCGAAACAGAUAAGGACCCCAGAGUGAAACCCCUGGAAUGGAGGGGGUAACUGGUAGAGGACCAGGGAUUAGAACUGACUUUUAGGCAAAGCCUCCUCCAGAGGGCUGGGCAGUGCACUCCUCCGACUCAGUGCCAACGAUGCCUGGUGCGGACUGCCUUUUCCUUUUCCUUUUCCUUUGAGAGCUGCCCCGAUGCUCACUUCAUCCUCACACCGACUGUGUAGAAUUUCCAAGAUGGGAUAUGGGGACUUUGGCAGAGCACAGAUGUGGCUUGCCCUGGGCCCUGAACUCUCAGUAGGAGUUUUCUGUCCACACUUUUUUUUUUUUUUUUUUUUUUUUAAUCUGCCAAGCACUGAGAAACUCUAAUGAAUCUCUGGCCAACGGGGCUGUAGAGUAUGGUCACAUAUGCACUACUGACAGCACUUUAUUUAUGUCCUGCUUGGAAGCUUAGAUUUAAAAUAUUACAGAGAGUGAGAAGCGCUGCAUUAUCCUCCUGGAUUCACAGGUCAAACCGUGUUCACUGGCGACAUUGGGCCCGGCUGUCUCAUGCUGCGGGUGGUGGCGGUGGCUCUGGCCUCUCUGUUCCCUCCCACCAGCACUACCAGGCAUUGGGUAACCAGGGGUCUCAUACUCACUCCCCACACCCUCCCUGCUGCACAUUCCAUGGGGAACAGGUGUGGUGAUAGCUCCGCUUUUAAGGUCCGAUUGUAGUGAGUUCCACCUGCAUUCCAGAGAGGCACAGGGAGGAUGGCACGGAGGGCUGGGCCCACUGUGAGCAUAGCUGGUAGCAGCUGCCUGCAGGCCACCCUGGCGCCCAGGAGCUGGGAUGGGCCAAGAUGAGGGCUGGUCCCCGAAGUGGAAGCAUCCCUGGACUCUCUGACAGUCUGGCAUCCUUUCAGAUCCCAUUUUCGGCGUUGAUGUAUUUUUGUGGCUUUGAAUGGCUGGCCGCAGUGUCUCACUCAGGGGCCAGUCCCUGCCCCUGUGACCAGUGUCAGGGCAGGGGCACGGCUGGCCCUUCUGGUUUCCAUGUCUCCUUGGCGUUGUCACACUUGUUCCCUGCCAUCCCGUUCGCCUCCUCUCCUUUUCCUCACCUGCCUUUUCUUCCUCUGCUGUUUCCUUCUCCGGGUUUGGCUAACUGCCUUAUUCAUCCCUAGCCCCACUGCUCUGAGGUCUGAACAGGGCGGGAAAGCAAGGCCACUCAGAGAGGCAGUGAGUGUCCCUGCUGAGUGUUCAUGUCAUGCCCUCCAAACACACAGUAGUGAACGAAGUGCAGAUUUUUCUAGCGUCCAAGCAGAUGGCUUAGAACCCCCCCCCCCCCCCCCCGUACUCCCUGGCUUUUAGGGAGGAAGCCCUAAGUUUCUCUCCUGACAGAUGACAACCCCCCCCCCCCCCAUCGAUGUACAGAGUGGGGAGGUCAGGUGUCUGCUUGCACCCGGAUAUUUAUGAACUAUAAAUAGUAAAUUUCAACUUGACAGGUACCUUCUCAGGGAUUUAUAUAUAAACAUAGUUAGGGGCAAAGUGGAAGUAUGUUUUAAUACUUUGUAGUGUUUGUAUGAAUUACGAUUAAACUAGGCAGAGGAAAUGUGUCUAAGGCAAUGCCAGUGCUGCUAUUUCCCAGGGGGGAUGUCUGGGAAUGGCCCCUCGGUCAAGGUUUCCUGGUUAUUGGGAACCCAGAACCUGCUGCCCCAGGGCUCUGGGGUGGACAUGGAGUGGCUUCAGCGCCUCUCGGCGGCCUGUGGAUGCGGCCCUUUGUGUGUAUGGAGAGAAGCUCACCCGUGGGAGCUGCGGUGGCAGUGAUAACACAAGGACCCCUUCAUCGCUGUGACUGCAGAGCUGGCUCCUCCCCAUCUGACAUCGGGGUGUGGUGUGAAAUGACUCCCUUUUCUAUGUGCUCAUGUGAUCAAGGCUGCUUCUGCCAGCCCAGCACCAAGCUCAGAGCGGGAGAGCAGGGAACCCUGGGCGGUCGUCUGGGGUGGCCUGGGCAUCGGGGAUGGCCUGGGCGUCAGGCCGCUCGCACCUUCCAGGGCUCUCUGGCUGCGCCAGGGAGACACCCCAGAGCAUUAGGGACCUCUGCCUUUUUGACGCGGCUCCCAUGGGUAGCAUGCGACACCUCAGGACUAUGAAGGCGGGCAAUACAGUCCCUUCGUCAUCUUAGCUGCGGGCCCUCCUAAGGCCGAGGCUCACUGUGCCGAAAAGGCUGGAUUUGGCGAUGCCGUUCGGAAGUGGGCCUUGGGGCUCGGAGGGACCGUUCCAGGCGGCUUCUGCGGGCCGUGGGUGACCAGGUCUCCGGCCGCUGGGCUGCCGUCUGUGAAGCGGAAUCGCAUGGCUGGAGCCAGACCCCGGCCCGGCGACGGAUGGGGAGCUGCUGUCCCGGGAAGAAUCCUGGGCACGGAGGUUUGAAGAAGCCUCCCUGAGGCGUAAAUAACUGAGCCGAGACCACGGAGCGGGUGUGACUGGGCUCCCGCAGCCUCCGGCAGGAGCAGGUGCCCGCCCCGUCCACACUACAGGAGAGGGAGGCCCUCUUCCCAGAAGCUCGCUAAGCUAAGCUCGCUCUGGGCGAGGAGCUGCAGCCCUGCUGCUGUCAGCUGUCCCUCUGCCCCAGCUCCCCUGCAGACGCCCGCCCGCUCACUUUCCCACCCUCAUACAACCAGGUCGUUCCCGGGAGUAUGAAGGCUUAUCCCAAACGAUGGGAAGCUCCUAUUCACCACCAGCCCUUCAUAUGCGAAAACGCCAGCACGUGGAACUGUUCGGAUUCUGGGCCUGGGCCUCAGUUUCCCCUGCAGCAGGCUCGCCUUAGCCGGGUCCCAUCCAGCAGCUGCCGGGAGGGCCGGGGUCAGUCAUCUGGGGAAGGAAGGGUGGAAGGCCAAGCACAGUCACUCCUAAGACAGCCGGGUCACGUUUAUGACAGAAAACCGCCCGGCAGAGCUGUCGGCUGCCACAAAGCACUCAGCACAGAAACGGCUCUUCCCAGCUGAGGUUGCGCCCUCCUCGGAGUGCACCUCCACGCUUUCAGAACUUAUGUGGGCAUCUGUUCUGUGUGCCUGCUGCGUCAGCUGCUCGCCUCGGUGCCCUUGAAUUCACGUGGCUCCUCAUUAACAUUUAAAAUAAGUGGCCACAGACCUUCCCCUGGAGGUUAUUUUUUCAAAGAAAGAGGAAACCCUGCAACCAGCAGGACUGAGGAGCUGAUUUUUGAGUGGCUCAGAUGAAGGCCAGUGACGCGUACAGUCUACACAACCUCCUCGCUCCGACCCAGCCUGAAAUAAGCCGACGUGACAGGUGUGGCCCUGUGGUGCCGUGACAGCCCGCAGCAGCAAAGCUGGGCCAGAGUGGACAGUGUGUGAUAAGGUGUGUGUGUGUGCCCAUGCGUGCACACACAUGCACGCACACACGUGACCUGAGAGGAGACCUGGCUUUGUGCUCACAGAGGUGACUGCUGCUGUGGCUUCACUGUGGCUCCCGGGAAAUGUCCGGGGUGACCUGCUUGGACGGUGUGUAUUCAGGAGGACCGGACGGCCAAGGCCACUGUGGGCACUCAGGCCAACACACGUGUAACACAGCCAGUGUGUCCUAGCACAGGACUUGCUUUUCAGAGGCAGUUUGGCCCGGGUGACUAAUAGAGGAGCUCCUUGGCGAGGUUAUAUAGCUGGUAUGCCUCCUUGACAUCCUGGCACGGAGGGGCCCUGACUCGGAGGACUCUGGUUGGAGAGUGGCCACCGGGUGGGGCUGACUCCCUGAGAUUUGGCGCCGGGCUGACAUAGAAUCCACACUUUACCCUUUAAGAAGUGCUAAGAGUUCCCCAAGUCAGCCUCCGUGAUAGAUACUCGAAUCUAAGGUAACGUAGUUUGGGGCUUGAGAGAAACCGGUCCAUCAGACUGUGAUCCCUUCUUAAGGAAAAUGUGGAAGAGAAACAAAAGCGAGGCUGCCGUGCUGGGUAGAGCGGGCCUGUGUUGACCUGAUGCAUUAGGAAGUUUUGUUUUUUUGUGGGGGGGAGGGGGAAGGGGUCACGUGGAAGCGCUUUCACAGCAGUUGGGGAGCAGAAGGUCUAGAAGCUGGUUUGGGACUGCACAGCAAUGUCGAAUUUGAUGAAAACUAUAAAGAGAAGAUAUACACUCAGAAAUGUCACCAGCAACUCUGGGAGCCUUCAGAACUGCCUAAGGAGUUUGAACAACACACCCACUCAAAGAAACAGGGAAAGCCAAUCGCAUUGAAAUUCUCUUCAUGCGAAUCACCCUGCCUGGGACUCCCGUGGGGUCUGCGGAUGUGUGUGAGAGGGACCAGGGUUCCAGUUCUGUUUCAUCUUGGGAUAAGCUAUUGUUCUGGAUGUAAAGCUAUCUUCGUUGUCAUUUCUAAAAAUCCGGUAGGUUUCUGGAUAUUGUGAAAACGUUGGGUCCGGAUGUGAUUCUGUAACUUUUAUAGUGUUUUAUUUGGAAGUGAGAGUGUUUGUUUAUAGGAGGUAUUUUCCUAUUUAGACCUCAGGGCUAUUUUGGAACUCCCAAAUAAAUGUGACCCCAGCAGCUUGGGUUUUGAUAUCCAAAAGGUAAAUCAUCUUUAAGUUAAAUAUGAUAUAUUGUUCAGCAGAAAGAAUGUACCUUUCCUUUUUAACUUCUAAUAAAUUCUGUACUUAGUGUUUUAAAAGUGUAGAAAAAAAGAUGUGAUAAUGUAAAAAUGUGGGGGAAAUUGUAGUUAUAGAAUUAAAAAUCACUUGUGAAAUAAAUAUUCUUAUGGUA
This is a messenger RNA of Pipistrellus kuhlii (Kuhl's pipistrelle), 7167 nucleotides long. It is a transcript of the gene ANKRD33B, whose product is annotated as ankyrin repeat domain 33B. The coding region runs from base 58 to 1506 and encodes 482 amino acids. Lineage: Eukaryota; Metazoa; Chordata; Mammalia; Chiroptera; Vespertilionidae. The record is from RefSeq and is a predicted model, not a curated record. Gene Ontology annotation, molecular function: protein binding. The transcript is spliced from 4 exons.